GUGGGGACCAAGACAGGACUCAUUGGGGACCUGCAGAUUGAUACUGGAGCCUUCUGUUACUGCCUCGGUUAUUUGUAAUGGGUGUAGAGUGAAGAAGAAGCCGUGGAAAAUGAGGACUUGAAAGCCUAAGAGCAGGGCUUGGCGGCAGUGCUGUGAUCCCAGCACUCAGCAGUCAGAGGUUUAGAAAUGGCGUCUUUCUCUGCUGAGCUCAAUUCAACUGACCUACACUCACACUCUUCGGUUAGACCCCAAGAAAUUUUCCCCAUGGUCAUUCUGGGCCUCACUUGUCUAUUGGGAUUGCCAGGCAAUGGGCUGGUACUGUGGGUAGCUGGCCUAAAGAUGAGGCGGACAGUGAACACGGUUUGGUUUCUCCAUCUCACUCUGGCUGAUUUCCUCUGCUGCCUUUCCUUGCCCUUCUCCCUGGCUCACUUGAUUCUCCAAGGACAUUGGCCUUAUGGCUUGUUCCUGUGCAAGCUUAUCCCUUCCAUCAUCAUCCUCAACAUGUUUGCCAGCGUCUUCCUGCUUACUGCCAUUAGCCUGGACCGCUGUUUGAUGGUACACAAACCAAUCUGGUGCCAGAACCAUCGAAAUGUGAGAGCAGCCUUCAUUAUCUGUGGAUGUAUUUGGGUGGCAGCUUUUAUAAUGAGUACACCUGUAUUCAUAUACCGGGAAACACUUGUUGUAGAUGACCAUGAAAGGUGUAGCUAUAAUUUUGGCCACUCCAGCUCCUUAGAUUAUUCGGACGUGUACAAUCAAGGUCUACUGGAAAACGAUUCUCUUGACAACUCCAUUGCUCAGCUACCUGGACAUAUGGAUGAUGGGUUAGAGCCUUCCUCUUUCCAAACAACUGAUAAGCCUUGGACAAUCACCACUGCCCUCCAUUCACAAACAUUUCAAAGAUCUUCUGGAGGUUCAUUCCGUCUAGAUUCAGCAAGAUUAUCUAGUCAACAUCCAUACCAACCUGCCACUGUGCUUACUCCCACCAAACCCAAUGACUUUCCUGCUGAAGAUCACAGAACCAGCACACAUAAUAACUCUGAUGAUUUUCUCUCUAAUGAUUUAGAUCUCUUCCCUGAGCUGUCACAAGAUUUCCAGGAUUUUUAUUUAGACCAAUUCAUGUAUGACAGUCAAAUGCCAACUCCUCUGGUGACAAUAACCAUCACGAGGUUGGUGCUGGGUUUCCUGCUCCCUUUGUUUAUCAUGGUGGCCUGUUACAGCCUCAUUGUUUUCCGAAUGAGAAAGAGCAACUUUACCAAGUCUCGGGGCAAAACCUUUCAGGUGGCCGUGGUGGUGGUAACCGUCUUUCUUGUUUGCUGGACCCCGUACCAUAUUAUUGGUGUCCUAUUAUUGUAUAUCAACCCAGAAACUCCCUUGGGGAACGCUGUGUUAUCGUGGGAUCACAUAUCCAUUGCUCUGGCGUCUGCCAAUAGUUGCUUUAAUCCCUUCCUUUAUGCACUCAUGGGAAAAGAUUUUAGGAAGAAAGCAAGGCAGUCCGUGAAGGGCAUUCUGGAGGCAGCCUUCAGCGAAGAGCUCACACAUUCUACCAACUGUACCCAGGACAGAUUCUCUUCAAAAAGAAAUGACGUGAGUACAGAGGUGUGACGCUAUGGAGGAGCGGACCUAAGCAGAUGUUCUCAGAUGAGUAUCUAUAAAGGAUGAGAGGAUGUGCAGGACACUCUAGACAAUCCAGUGCUUCUCAAAGUGCGGGCUGUUGCUAUCUGCAUCACCUGGGAACAUAACAAAUGUAAAUUUUCAAGCUCCAUCCCAGAUUGUUGACGCAGAAUCUCUGGACGGUGGGGACCAGGGUUUUAGCAGGCCCUCUUGUUUCUGAUUAGUGUUAAGUUUUAGAAUCAUACAAUGUAUUUUUAUUUCUAAGGCAUUUGAGAUAAAUGAUUUUGUCUGUUUUCAAAUGUUUUCAUUACUGACCUUUUUAUCAUUAUCUAAAUCAUUUUCUAGAUUCCAUGUAAGACCAUUUCUAUUGUCCUGAGUAAUAUAUAAAAAUGUAUUCUAUAA
Nannospalax galili (Upper Galilee mountains blind mole rat) is the source of this 2013-nucleotide messenger RNA. It is a transcript of the gene C3ar1, whose product is annotated as complement C3a receptor 1. NCBI's taxonomy places the organism in Eukaryota, Metazoa, Chordata, Mammalia, Rodentia, Spalacidae. The transcript is spliced from 3 exons. Gene Ontology annotation, cellular component: plasma membrane. Gene Ontology annotation, molecular function: complement component C5a receptor activity; complement component C3a receptor activity; G protein-coupled receptor activity. Gene Ontology annotation, biological process: chemotaxis; positive regulation of cytosolic calcium ion concentration; inflammatory response. The record is from RefSeq and is a predicted model, not a curated record. Bases 187 to 1602 code for a protein of 471 amino acids.